AUGUGGCAAUUCGGCCCGUCGGUUUGUGACUGGAAGGGGGGACCGUGGCAUGGCGUUGCAUGCAUUGUCGGAAAUGCGCUCGGAAUGGCUGCUGCAUUACCGAUCGGACAGCUGUCAGACGAUCUUCUCUCGGUUAUCCUCCGUCUCGUCGGUCGAUCCGACGGUCAGUUCCAGCACGCGCUUGUGUGCAAGAAAUGGCAUCGCAUCGCCUGUCGCGUGCACGACCACAUCCACAUUCGCGAAGCGCGUCGCAUGAGUCCUCUUGAGCUUCUCGCGCACCUGUCGUCAUUCCCAAGGCUCCGAAAGCUCGUUCUCGCCAAUGGAAGCAUCACGUCCGUCCCUGACUCCCUCCUCUCGCGGAUAGCCGACACGUGUCCAGAUCUGACGGACCUCCACGUCGAUAGAAUGGAACGAAAGUACAGACGCGGGGGUUUCACUAAGAACGGGCUUUCGCAUCUCUUUGAGAAACGCACGCGGCUGGAGGCGCUUCAUCUUGAUUGUCAGUCGAAUCUGACCGCCAUUCCGUCCACAAUCGGCGGCCUUGCGUCACUCAAGAGCCUGCACAUCACCGACAGGGGCAGAAUCGCUUUCCUUCCAGACGCGUUCACCUCGUUACAUGCACUCACACAUCUCGUGAUUGAAAUGAACGGUCUGGAUGAACUGCCUCACAACUUCGGCAAUCUGACGCUGCUCAAGUCGCUCCGGCUGGAAUGCACGCGUCUCCGCUCAAUUCCCAAUACUUUCGGGCAGCUUACCAACCUGGCGCAUCUCUCCAUCAACGCCUCCAGGAGAAUUCUUCAGCUGCCCGAAUCCAUCUCCAACCUUUCAUCCUUACUCACCCUCGAUAUUUGGUGGUGCCGAAUUUCUCCGUUGCCCGGGGGUUUCGGGAACCUGCCGGCGCUUGAAACCCUUCGUCUUAAAGACGUGGGGGGGAUAACCAACCUGCCCGCGAGUCUCGGGCAGCUGCAGCGGUUGCGGCUCCUUUGCAUAAUCAACUGCGACAAAAUAGUAUCUUUCCCUAGCUCCCUCUCCCACCUGCCCUCUCUAACGGACCUUAUCCUCGACCGCCUACCACUCCACCAUCUGCCUGACGACGUCGCUCUACUGCCAUGCCUGCGCACGCUCAAGCUGUGCGGAAUUCGCGUCCGCCUGCCUCCCUCCAUAAUCCUUGCAACUGCACUCAAAGAGCUUACGCUUGAAAACUUCUUAGCUCUACAAUCUCUGCCCGAGGAAUUCGGGCAGCUCACUGCUCUGGAGAUACUGCGCCUGGUUGAGCUUCCGCAGCUCAGCAGCCUGCCUGCAUCGCUUGGCGACCUGACGAGCCUCAAGGAGCUGAAAAUAGCCACAUGCAGCUUGCUGACACAGCUUCCAGGCUCCCUGACUAAACUGUCGGCCCUUGAGCUGCUGGAAAUCAGUCACUGCUCCAAGCUGACAGCUCUACCACAGGGCUUGGGGUAUGGUCUGCGCAGGCUGCGCAGGCUUGCUCUGUUCAAAUGCACGGCUCUCUCCCACCUCCCUCCAUCCUUCUCCAGCCUCUCCUCCCUCGAAACCCUAGAAAUCUCUGAAGCACCCAGCUUACAAGGCGCACUACCAGACAAGUUCUCCCACAUGACAAGCCUCAAGAAGAACUCUCUCUCCUCCCUGCCACACCUGCCCGCCCUGCCCGCCUCUCUCCCUGCCAUUGGCCUCACUCUCACCAGCCUUGUGGUCAGCUGCAUGCACAUCAAGGCGCUGCCAGAGGAGAUCGGACGGCUGGGAGCGCUUGAAACACUUAAGCUCUCACAAUUGCCUGACCUGAAGUCGCUCCCUCGCUCGCUAUAUCAGCUGCCGCUGUUGAAAUCUCUGGAUGUGACUUCCUGCACGGCGUGUGAGUCGCUGUUUGGGGAUGAGGACACGGGGGAUGCACACACGGGGGAUGCACACACGGGGGAUGCACACACGGGGGAUGCACACACGGGGGAUGCACACACGGGGGAUGCACACACGGGAGCUGCCGGGAAAGAGCUUCGGGGGAGAAUCACCCACCUCAAGGUAGCCGGUCACACUGGUAGCAGUAAUGGCGCCAACAGCUGUGGGGGAUCCGAGGAGAGUGGCACGGUUGUGAUGCUUCCGUCCCUCGAGUUCCUUCAGCUGAUGAAUCUUCCCCUGCAGCAGCUCGGUCCAUCGCUGGGCUGCUUUUCAUCGCUAACCAGGCUGGAAAUGUUCAGAUUGGAUCGGCUUCGCUCGCUCCCAGAUUCCAUCUCUCGCCUCUCUCGCUUGCAGUCACUCGCGAUCAUCCAUGUCGACAGCCUGCUUUCUCUGCCAGAGACAAUAGGGCAGCUCUCAGCCCUCACAUCCCUCCGACUUUCCGAAGUUAUGAGCUUUACUGCUCUGCCUGAGUCACUCGGGCAGCUGAAGAAGCUUCAGAAUUUUGAGAUUGACAACAGCCCGGGCCUAACCAGGCUUCCCGAGUCCUUCCCUGAUCUCUGCAAUCUGGAAUCGUGUUAUUUGUGCGAGCUCCACAGGCUGCCCGAAUGUUUUUCACAGCUGCCCGGACUGGAGGAGUUGGACCUGCGUGAGUGUGAGGGGCUGGCUCAGUUACCCACGGGCCUGCAGCAGAUGGGGAAGCUGCAAGGAUGCCUCGUCAGUAGAUGCCCGCUGCUGUCUACAAGACGGAGGAUGGUGAUCUAUGGUACAUCGAACCUGGACGAAGGAGAGCGUGCAGCGGGUGGCUCGGAGGAGGAGGAGGAGGAUGAGGAGGAGGAGGAGGAGGAGGAGGAGGAUGAGGAGGAGGAGGAGGAGGAGGAGGAGGAUGAGGAGGAGGAGGAGGAGGAGGAGGAGGAGGAUGAGGAGGAUGAGGAUGAGGAGGAAGGGGAUUACUCGGAGUGA
This is a messenger RNA of Closterium sp. Yama58-4, 2868 nucleotides long. Lineage: Eukaryota; Viridiplantae; Streptophyta; Zygnematophyceae; Desmidiales; Closteriaceae. The record is from the annotation of a GenBank genome assembly.